AUGCGAAUGACUCGUCAGAGCCAAAUUUUCAUGACAAUCAUGCUAAAAAAGUCUCUAAGUUGUAGAUAUGGUAUACUCUUAGUUACUCGUCUUGUACACGAUUUUUAUCUCACUUGCGGGCCAAAGCGUCUGAUACUAAUUUGUCCUUGUACACAAACUAAUACUAAUGGUCUAAUAUUAAUUUUAAUACGAUCAAUAAGAUAUCUUUCUUACAAAAUUUUCACCCCUUGUACACUGUCCGAAAAUUUUUUUGAAGCUGUAAACUUCCUUGUACACUCAAGCUCGACAAAGCAUCUAAAAAGACUUCUGCUUGUACACUUAUCAAUAAAGAUGAUGCUCGUAGUAAAGAACUCCACAGGCAAAUUGUAAUUUCUCAGUCCGGAAAUCAUUUUUGGGCCCUCUUCCUCAGGUUUGUCAAUAUAACAUGUUCAUUUCGUUCAGCACGAAGAGACUUGUUGGCAACACGUGCCUAGUUGUACACACAGGUACACAAUUUCUACAAGAAAAAACUAUGUAAGUACUAAUCGAAUGACAAUACUUUCGAGACUUUUCAAGAAGCAAUUUUAGAGAAAUGAUACACUCCCAGAUAUUUUCAAGCUGAACAAACAAGAAACUGAAAUCAAUUUUGAUGCGAAAAUCUCUC
Molecule: messenger RNA, 643 nt
Organism: Amoebophrya sp. A25
Lineage: Eukaryota; Dinophyceae; Syndiniales; Amoebophryaceae
Source: the annotation of a GenBank genome assembly